UGUACACGACGGGUCAGUGAUAACACGAUAGACGCCACACUUCCCCGUUUGGUCACAGUCGCCAAAUUAAAGACCCCUGUGAUAUCAACCCUCAGCGAACCCCUGGUAACAACCAAACAAGGUCAAUUUCAGCCUGCAAAGUCCCACGCUACCUUAUGAGAUCUUUUAAAAUGACAGCAUCAUUCCGAGCAGUGCUAUCCACGAUCUUGGUAGUAAGCUCCCUUUCCGCUGUCGUUUCCGGUGAGAAGAGAUAUCAGUUCAGCGAGACUAAUCCGAAUGGAUUCACCGUCUCAAUCAAUGGUAUUACGAUUUUUCAGCAUUCAACCACGAAUCCAAUGAUAUACGUAGGGGAGGGAUACACAACCUUCCUCGGCGGACUGGGAAAUUUCCACAUUGAGAAUGUGAUACAGGCCCGAAUUCCCCUCCGACAUUACGAACAUCUUACUACAACGGAUAAGGAUUACGUGCUGUUGAAGUUCGGUGAUACUAAUGAGUUUAUGUGUAACGUGACGUUUGAGUCUACUCCCGACAAUGACCUCGUGGUGUUUAUGGACAUGGUGGGGAGUACCGAUUACCAGUUCUUGUGGCUGAUGGUAGUGGCGGAUCCACAAGAGAUGGUCUUCGGCGGUGGAGAGCAGUUCUCACAUUUUAACCUCCGCGAGAGGACAUACACUCCACCUGAAGUCGUUACGGUCCUGCGCGCGGACGACCUCAAAUAUCCUAUCUGGACCAGGGAACAAGGUGUUGGCAGGGAUAAGAGUAACCUGGUGACGUACUAUGCGGACCUGAAGACAGGAGGGGGAGGUGCCUUUCACACGACAUAUUACCCCCAGCCGUCCUACGUCAGCUCCCGUCGUUACUACCUCCACUACUCAGACCCCAACUAUAUGGUCCUCGACUUCAGCGCCCCCGCCUACCACGAGAUCUUUAUCAAAGGCGAUGUGGGCAAGUUCUACUUCAAGUCAGCAACGUCCAUGCUCGAGCUAGUGCAGUCCCUGUCUCAUUUCCAGGGCCGCAUGCCCGCCCUGCCUGACUGGGUGACGUCAGGCAUCACAAUAGGGGUCCAGGGAGGAACGGACACGAUGCUGGCUAGACUAAAGACAGUCCAGGACGCCGGUAUACAGGUGAAUGGACUUUGGAUCCAGGACUGGUCUGGAGAUAUUCAUACUUCAUUCGGGAAGAGAGUCUUCUGGAACUGGAAACUCAACACAACGCUUUACGACAAAUGGAACGAGACCAUUGCCGAUCUAAAGGGAAAAGGCAUCCGGGUUCUUGCCUAUGUUAACCCGAACCUCAACAGAGAUGGGGACUUAUUCAAGGAGGCGGAUGCCAAAGGUUAUUUCAUUAAAGAUCCCCGGACGAGUAAAACCCUCCUUACAAAUUUCGGGGAGUUCUUCUGCGGUUCUAUCGAUUUCACCUAUCCCGAUGCCUUCUCUUGGUAUAAAGAGACAAUCCUAAAGCAGAACAUGAUCGAUAUCGGCCUUGGAGGAUGGAUGGCGGAUUUCGGGGAAUACCUCCCUACCACGGCUCUGUUUCAUAACGCCAAAUCAGGCGAAACACUUCACAACAUGUGGCCGAUCUACUGGGGCCGGAUGAACAGGGCUGCAAUACAAGAAUCAGGAAAGGAAGGCGAGAUCGUCUUCUUUAUGAGAGCAGGGCACUCGGGUAUCUCCAACUUCACGACGUUGAUGUGGGCGGGGGACCAGAACGUGAACUUUGACCCUGCGGAUGGCCUACCCUCUACUGUUGUGGCUGCUCUGUCUGCGGGGGUUUCGGGAAUAGGAAUGACCCACUUCGAUAUUGGGGGAUAUACCACGUUUGCAAGCAUGGGACUAAAACGCACGCCUGAAUUGCUCAUCCGAUCUGGCGAAAUGGCUGUCUUUACGCCGUACAUGCGCACGCACGAAGGUAAUCAGCCUGAGGCAAACGUACAAGUGUACUCAAAUCCAUACCUGCUGCAGCACUUUGCGCGUCUGUCUCGAGCGCAUAGCCUUCUAGCCAACUACACCCGAGCUGCCGUGGCGGAGUACGUAAGAAAUGGGACGCCAGUACAGCGUCCAAUGUUCUUUUCAGACAACACAACUCUCAGUUUCCAAGCCAAGUACCAGUACAUGUACGGCCCCGACCUUGUUGUGGCCCCGAUAGUAACACAGGGGGCCACUGCAGGGGAUUGUUACCUUCCUCCAGGGACAUGGGUAAACUUAUGGGACGGGGGCGACUACGCCGGUUUUAAAAAGUACUCAAACCUUUCGGCACCCCUUGGGAAACCUUUAGUAUUCUAUAACAUUGAGUCUCCCUAUAAAACUACAUUUGAAGCAAUAAAGAAGUUACCGAAUCCGCCCACUCCCCCAAUUAUCCCCACUACCAAACCAACUGUAAGUCCUUGCAUCAACAAGGCAGCAGCUUUUGGCCAUGAUGUCUGGUGGAGUCUGCUAAGUAUGUUCGUUAUUAGUCAGUAUCUUGCAGUUAGUUUAUAAAAGCUACAUGUACAUACUUUACGCUCACUUCUGUUCUCUGCACCCCUGGAAUAUGUCAGGACGAAAUUGUCGGCCUUAUACCUUAUACAUCUACACGAAACAAGUAGACUAGUGUGAUCCUCAGAUUUACAUCACAGGAAUCAAAUUGCAGCGUAACGGUAACAGUACCCGGCUUUGGAGUUGGUUCUCGCUCUCUGUAAUCUUUAAAUGAUAGGUAUGAGCCCUGCGAUUAGUUUUUUUCUUGAAACCAAUCAGAUAGCUGAUUGUGUAUUUUCGAAUUCUACAUGAUGUACUCCAGGGAUGCAGAAAACGGAGGUCGGCGUUACUCUGGGAUUUCAAGGAUAGCCAACGAUAACAGACAACAUUCUUUGCGGUAAAAGUCGAUUGAAAUGACGAAAAAAAAAAUUUGAAUGCAAUGAGUCUAUACAGAACCAGUGGAAAUAUUGUGUCAACGAGCAUCACACGUAAACCAUGUACUAAAUUAUUAUGUAUCUUUUAUUAACUUGUAAGUUCAGAAAACCCCGAUGGUAUCCAAUAUCACAACUCCUGACUAUACUAUUGUUGCUGUCAUGUUCGACGUUUGUUGCCAUGGUAAUAUGAAGGAAUUAGUGAAAUGAAUACAUCCGUUUGCUGAAGGAUCGUAUAAGCGAUCCUCGACUCUUAUGUUACGCAUGAGGUAUGAUGAAAAUAUCUCUGUGCACAUGUAACAGUAGACUCCAUUCAAUCGCAGUAGACCUAACUCCAUCUAAUCGCAGUGGACGUAACGCCAUCAAAUCGAAUUAGACUUACCUCCAUCCAAUCGCAGUUGCCGUAACUCAAUCUAAUCGCAGCAGACGUAACUCCAUCCAAUCGCAGUAGACGUAACUUCAUCCAAUUGCAGUAGACUUAACUCCAUCCAAUCGCAGUAGACUUAACUCCAUCCAAUCGCAGUAGACGUAACUUCAUCCAAUCGCUGUAGACGUAACUCCAUCCAAUCUCACUAGACCUAACUCCAUCCAAUCGCAGCAGAUGUAACUCUAUCCAAUCGCAGCAGACGUAACUCCAUCCAAUCGCAGUAGACGUAACUCCAUCCAAUCGCAGUAGACGUAACUUCAUCCAAUCGCUGUAGACGUAACUCCAUCCAAUCUCACUAGACCUAACUCCAUCCAAUCGCAGCAGCUGUAACUCCAUCCAAUCGCAGCAGACGUAACUCCAUCCAAUCGCAGUAGACGUAACUCCAUCCAAUCGCAGUAGACGUAACUCAAUCCAAUCGCUUUAGACGUAACUCCAUCCAAUCGCAGUAGACGUAACUCCAUCCAAUUGCAGUAGACAUAACUUUUAUAGAUGUUGUUUAUUCAUUUUUACCGGUUAUCAUUUGUAUUCGAUACGUGUGCCGUUAUGGAUAUAUAAAACAUUGUUAUAUUUUGUAUGACUGCAGCACUGAAACUUAUCAUAAUAAAGAUAUACGUAGUU
Molecule: messenger RNA, 3929 nt
Organism: Mizuhopecten yessoensis (Yesso scallop)
Lineage: Eukaryota; Metazoa; Mollusca; Bivalvia; Pectinida; Pectinidae
Product: sulfoquinovosidase-like
Exons: 10
Coding region: 156-2477 (773 amino acids)
Biological process (GO): carbohydrate metabolic process
Molecular function (GO): hydrolase activity, hydrolyzing O-glycosyl compounds; carbohydrate binding
Source: RefSeq, a predicted model, not a curated record